Molecule: messenger RNA, 3593 nt
Organism: Ylistrum balloti
Lineage: Eukaryota; Metazoa; Mollusca; Bivalvia; Pectinida; Pectinidae
Exons: 16
Coding region: 1-3255 (1084 amino acids)
Biological process (GO): cytokine-mediated signaling pathway
Cellular component (GO): external side of plasma membrane; signaling receptor complex
Molecular function (GO): cytokine receptor activity; cytokine binding
Source: RefSeq, a predicted model, not a curated record
AUGGAAGGCGUAGCACUGUACGCUCUUCUCUCCCUCGCCUUGGCAACCAUUGCCUCCGGCUUCAUGUACAGCAAUGAGGGGGACAUCGGAGUACUACUGCCUGAUGAUCCGUAUAUUUAUAUCGGCCAUGAGGUGGUGCUAACAUGCAACUUGACCCGCCCCCUGGUGGAAGACUCAUCACGAAUGUACUUUACACGGAAGGAUAACAAGGUGAUUCCUGGGAAGUAUGUGUUUCGUCUCAGCACACGCACCAUACAGCUCCGCCUUCCUAUUGAGUCCAUGUACGAUGAGGGAAAUUAUGUCUGUAAAAUCAACACCACUCAUGGCACACCAAAGGUCAUCGCCAACCAGUAUGUCAAGGUUGAAUUUGCACCAAAAGUGGUGGAGGACAUUGACUGUCGAGUGUAUAACUGGGAAAACAUGACAUGUGUAUGGAAUCUGGGAGUCAACUAUAUACAUAUGGAGGACAUCAAGAUCGACCUAGUCUGGACCGUGGAGUACAUGGAGCAUGCAGACUGCCCCCAUCCUACACCAACAUCAUGUACCUGGAAGAUGAGUUCUUUUGACAGCACUUACUAUGACGGUAUGAUGUAUUAUAUGCAACUGACAAUCCAUAACACACGCACAGGGGACAUGGCAAAGUCACGACUCAUGAAGAAGGACACACGACGCAUUGUGGAGCCUGCAGCAGUCAGUAAUGUCAAGUAUACCUACAACAGCACAUGUAUGGUCUUCUCCUGGUCUCACUCACGUCCUAACAACAGCAAAGUCUUCCACCUCCAGUACAAUUCAGAAUGGGAUCCACAUCACUGGAAGAAGUUUGAGAUUUCCAAUGGUAACACCAAUGUGUCAAUCUGUGGACUGACUCCCUACACUGUCUAUGUGGUGAAGAUUCGCUGUUCACCUCUGAUUGAUGGGUUCCUGAGUAAAGAAGUGGAUACCACCCUGUUAACCAAGGAAGAUAUGCCUGGCGCUGCCCCAUCUCUUCAGUCUGGCAGUUUUUCGGAGCAGUCAUGUGACAUGCUUAAAGACUGUCGCCAGAUUGUCCUGUAUUGGCAGCCUAUCCCACGAACAGCUGCCAAUGGAAUGAUCAAGUUCUACCAGAUCACCAAGGUAACACAGAGCACAGGUAGCAAGGAGGACACCUAUGUCAGUCAUGCCAAUCAAGGCAGCCUAGUGUUGGCUCGGAGUCAGGACUAUGUGAUUGAGAUCCGCGGGGCAACAAAAGCAGGACUGUCACCACACUUUUCCACCAUCUUCAUACCAGCACAAUCCAAAAUGCCACCAUUUCCAGAAAGCUUUGUUGUUGAAGCAGUUAAUGCGACUAAUGAUGUCAAGAAGUUGGUGCGAAUGAGCUGGUCAGCACCACGGCCUGAUGAAGGAGAUGCUGAUUUCUCUAUUGCUUCCUACACAGUGUACAUGUGUAAAGGAUCCCCUAAUCUACACAGAUGUAGCUCGGAUCCUUUACAAUGGAAAGUUUUGAAUCGAAGCACAACUGAGUUCUACACCAACGUGUCAAGGACAUCUCUAGAGUUUACUAUAUUUGGCAUUUCCAUGGAAACCAAGAUGUCGUCAGGGGAGAAAAUAAGCAGCGGAAUAUUAUGGAACUCCUGUCUUUUUAACAAGAAUGAAAGACCUACAAUGGCCCCUAAGAACUUUGCGUUGAUGGAGUAUCCAGGGGACAACAGGGUACGACUGGAUUGGGACCUGUUCCAAUGUCAUGAAUCUCAUGGCUACAUACAGUCCUUUCUCAUCUUCUUCUGUACCUCAUCCAGGGAUGGAAACUGUACAGGGUUAGUAAAGGUUAUGACAGUGAAUGGCAAAACAACGACAUUCACUCUUCAACAUCUGGAGACAGAAACAACCUAUCGAGUGUGGAUGGCUGCGGAGGCUGAUGCAGGACAGGGACCAGUAACUUCUCCUCUGUACACUACUGUGCAACAUCCAAUCAAAGUGGGGAUAUCUAUGGAGGAGAUUGGGGGUAUUGCUGCUGCUGUGGUUUUUAUCUGUAUACUGGCUCUUUGCAGUGUCAUCAUCUUUGUCAAACGCUGUGUUACCACUGUCAAACAGAAGUUUAAACCAUAUGACAUCAUCAUGCCUCAUGUUCCUCUCCCACCAAUUCCAAUGCCUGACCCUCUACCGCCACAGUCACCAAGUUCUGAUGACUCCGACAGCAUCUAUGAGAGAAUUGAUGGCCGCCGUCGUGACAGUUCUUCACCAUCUUCUCCUGAUGGAUCAAUAGACAUUCCCCUGAUCAACAAAAAUGGCACAUUAACCAAGUCUCAGCUCUAUGGAGACCCACAGAGGAUGUAUCUACGAACAAGUGGAGAGAAAGCAGGAACUGACAGUGGCAGGGGAAGCAUGAUUUCUGCAGCAGGCUCCAUCUUCUCCAGGCUGCAGCCAGCAGGAGGCACUCUAGAGAGGAGGCAGUAUGGGUAUGGAGUAACUCAGGGUCAUCCUCCGCAGACUCCUCAGCGGGGGCCAACCCCUCGCUAUGAUUAUGGAAUUCAAAGUAAUAAGACAUUUCUCAGAGAUCCUAAUUCACCAGUGUGGAAAAAGAAACAGUUAUCAUCUAGUCAGGAUGUUUUGAGAACAGUGGAGACUUCCCCCUACAGUUGUGUGGACAUUGUAAAUCUGCCUGCGACGGGGAGCGACCUCAUGAUUGCUUUGGAUGGUGGAGCCCGCAGUGUUGGGAGUACAUACAGUGACCCAGCAUAUGGCACAAACAAUCUCUCUGCCACCCCGCUGAAGAAGAAAUGUGUAACAUUGCCGUCAAAAUCCGCGGAAAACUUUCUCCAGCACAGUCACUUUAAUAUCAAGAGACACCCUGUUGAUAUUAAGACAUUGCAGGACUAUUCGGAUAGUAAUGAACUUGGGGUAGGUUUGUACACACCACAAACAUCCAAGGAAACAGAUGAGGAUGUGAGUGUUGUUCCCAUUGCACCAAUAUCCACAAAUAUCAAAACGGACGACAAGGAUGUUGACAUCACAGAUGAUGAGACAUGUUCCAUGGAUGAAAACGUGCAACAAGGAGAGACCAAGCGAGAAAACCCCCAUCCAAAUCGAGUCAGUAAAAACUAUGUGUGUCAAGCACAGUUCGAAAAAAGUAAGAAGUGUAAGCCAGGAUUGACAUCAUCACCGAAGCAGCUCAAUAUUAAACCGGGCUCUCGACCAAUCAGUGAAGUUGUUAAUGUACCAGCCCAUUUCUACGGAUCUCUGUCUCUACUGGACACUGGUGAUGCCACGGAACUAUAACUAGUCAUGUGACAGGUCAUUUGACCCUAUUUCUAUACUAUAGUUCUAUUGGCUUCCUCUUAUCAUUUCAUUGUCAUAAUUUGCUUUAUGUCUUCAGCUGUCCUGUCACAUUGGUUUGAGUUACAGGAUCUUUGUUUCUCUACUCCCAACUCCAGAGAUCUAAGCUCUAUCAAUUGUGGAAACAACGAAGAAAAUGUUGAUACAUGUUUAUUUAGAAGGCUCACUGACUCCUAUUUAAAAGUCUUUGAAACUCAGUGACAGAUCUGUUUGAAAGUGCUGAUUUUUAGCAAGUGAUAAUUAAAUAUAUAUACACUGUAUAUUAUAAAAUAUGUAAUUUA